UACAAUCACUUCAACAAGCUUUCCUGUCUCAAGAGCAGAAAAUGAAUAAGUUGUUGAAGACCCUUUUUCUUGUGUCCAUGCUAAUAAUGGCAUUGGCAAUUACUAUGCCAACAAGAGUAGAAUCUAAUGAGAAUGAUGAGGAACCAAAUUCUCUGAGAGGAACAAGCCGGUUCCUGUCUCAGAGAAGCAGCAAGGCAACUCUGACAUGUGACAGAAACCCAAAGGUUUGCUAUACCAUAAGAGGGAGUGGAGGUCCUAAUUGCUGCAACAACAAGUGUGUCAACUUCAACACAGAUGAAUUGAACUGCGGAAAGUGUGGGAAGAAAUGUGGAUAUUCCAAGAUAUGCUGUGAAGGUAAGUGCAUCAAUCCAAAGACUAAUGAGAAGCACUGUGGCAAAUGCGGCAACAAGUGCAAUUCCAAAGGCUCUUGUGUUUAUGGCUUGUGCAGCUAUGCUUAGAAGUUUACAACAGACUCGGAAUAAUUAAUGGGUGGAAACUCAAGUGUAGUCGAUUUCACGUGAAGUUGAUACCUGAGAGUCGUUAGAUAAUUUGAU
Arachis duranensis is the source of this 554-nucleotide messenger RNA. RefSeq names its product stigma-specific STIG1-like protein 1. The record is from RefSeq and is a predicted model, not a curated record. Bases 42 to 458 code for a protein of 138 amino acids. The transcript has a single exon. NCBI's taxonomy places the organism in Eukaryota, Viridiplantae, Streptophyta, Magnoliopsida, Fabales, Fabaceae.